This is a messenger RNA of Clupea harengus (Atlantic herring), 3570 nucleotides long. It is a transcript of the gene nr2f5, whose product is annotated as nuclear receptor subfamily 2, group F, member 5. NCBI's taxonomy places the organism in Eukaryota, Metazoa, Chordata, Actinopteri, Clupeiformes, Clupeidae. The record is from RefSeq and is a predicted model, not a curated record. Gene Ontology annotation, biological process: regulation of DNA-templated transcription. Gene Ontology annotation, molecular function: zinc ion binding; DNA-binding transcription factor activity; sequence-specific DNA binding.
ACUUUCACCAAUUUCUGAACUACGAUUCUCAGGGAUGGGAACGACUGCUGGCGGGCGAACUACGUUGUAACCGGCAAAGAUUUCUGCUCCGAAACCCCACUGCCUUUGGCAUACGUCUGGUGUUUUGUGGUUUAUGGAUGCUUCUCAUACGUACGGGGCUCAAGAUUUCUGUCGCUGGACUUUGCAGCUUACUGAGAAGACCUCAUGUGAAUUUGAUUUCACGAGUAAUUCUGUUCUGUGUUUAGCCCUGUCUUAACAUUAACAAACAAGACACGUAGAUUGUGAAUUUAUUUGCAGUUUAUUUUCCAGUGGUAUCCAUUUGGCUAAACACAGUCUUUUAUUGGUAGAAGACUGACCGAAAAUUUCAAAGUUCAAGAGGAUCGUUGUCAGACUGAAGAUCUGAGACAAGUGGAAAAGUGCAUUUUCAGUAAAUGACUCACUAUGACCUACUCGUGACGGACCGGCUCUCCGUACAGUGGGUUCCCUCCGUUAUUCGCCGUCUGUGUUAUAACUUUUGCGUGUUUGGGGGGAUUUCCGCACGGAAAGGAAUAGCCUAGCCGUCUGGCAGGACAUCUAUGACCAUGUUGCUAUCGCGCUUGCUUUUUGAACUUUAAUAGCCUCGAGUCUUUCUAAACUAUACAGCUAAAGAGCAUCAGGCUUUCGAGGACACUCGUGUAGUCGUUUGCGAUUAUAGGCAACUAGACAUUUUUUCCAACUCUGUAGGAAGUGGGAAGCGCCUCUCAGCUCAUCUUGUUUUCCCAAGACGUCAGGACGGAUCCCUAUCUCCUCCCCGCGCAACGGAGUCAGAAUAUAUCUGCUGUUUAACCAAAGUGUUGUAGGAUAGCAUGGCAAUGGUAGUAAACCAGUGGCAAGAGAACAUUUCGGCCGAUCCCGGGUCUCAACUCCAGAUUUGCAGUCAAGAGCCCGGUGGAACGCCGGGAACGCCUGCUGGUUCCACCCCGGGCAACGAUGCACUUUCUGGGGACAAAAUUCCCAACGUGGACUGCAUGGUGUGUGGAGACAAGUCCAGUGGUAAACAUUAUGGCCAGUUCACAUGCGAGGGUUGCAAGAGCUUCUUCAAGCGCUCAGUGCGAAGGAACCUGACGUACACCUGUCGGGGAAACCGUGAUUGUCCUAUCGACCAACAUCACCGAAAUCAGUGCCAGUACUGCCGCCUGAAGAAGUGCUUGAAAGUCGGCAUGAGGAGAGAAGCAGUCCAGAGAGGUCGUAUGUCCAACUCACAGACCAGUCCCGGACAGUACCUGACCAAUGGCAGCGACCCUUACAACGGACAGCCCUACCUGUCAGGCUUCAUCUCCCUGCUUCUCAGGGCUGAGCCCUACCCCACGUCCCGGUACGGGGCCCAGUGUAUGCAGUCCAACAACCUCAUGGGCAUUGAGAACAUCUGUGAGCUGGCCGCCCGGCUACUCUUCAGCGCUGUGGAGUGGGCCAAGAACAUCCCCUUUUUCCCCGACCUGCAGCUCAUGGACCAGGUGGCAUUGUUGCGCAUGUCGUGGAGUGAGCUGUUUGUGCUGAAUGCUGCUCAGUGCUCCAUGCCCCUGCACGUGGCACCCCUCCUGGCCGCAGCGGGCCUGCACGCCUCCCCGAUGUCCGCCGAGCGCGUGGUGGCCUUCAUGGACCACAUCCGUGUCUUUCAGGAGCAGGUGGAGAAACUGAAGGCCCUGCAGGUCGACACGGCCGAGUACUCCUGCCUCAAGUCCAUCGUGCUCUUCACCUCCGAUGCCAUGGGUCUAUCUGACGUGGCCCACGUGGAGAGCAUCCAGGAGAAGUCCCAGUGCGCGCUGGAGGAGUACGUGCGCAACCAGUACCCGAGCCAGCCCAACCGCUUCGGCCGCCUGCUGCUGCGGCUGCCCUCGCUGCGCAUCGUCUCGUCGCCGGUCAUCGAGCAGCUCUUCUUCGUGCGCCUGGUGGGCAAGACGCCCAUCGAGACCCUCCUGCGGGACAUGCUCUUGUCCGGCUCCAGCUACAACUGGCCCUACAUGCCUGCCGUCCAGCGUGACCGCCCCAUCUCCCUGCAUUACAAUGAGAAUGGGCCUUGAGCUGGCCCCUGUGGGGGGUGGGGGGGGAUUCUGUGCCUGGCCUCCUGACUGCCCCCUCCUGGCCCUGGCCUCACGUUGCGAGGACUGACAUGAGUGACAAACAGUUUUGAGACCCCUUUGGGCCCACCACGGCGGUGAGCACUCUCAUCCACCAUCAUCAGCACUCACUCGCUAUUCUGAUGCAAGCCGGGGCGACUCAACUGAUUUUCUGCUGUCGCCCGCCGGGGGGGAAUGGACCCCCAUCCUUCACUGAAGUCCAUCAGACUCUCAUUACUUGUGUUGUUUUUAUAAAUAGACGCUCAAUGCCGGUCCCCACAUGAGUGGAGACAGAUUUCAGAGGACCUGACCGAACGGCUUUGAGCUGACUUGAGGAGGCCUGAUUCCUGAUUUUUUUUGCGAAUGAACCAGAAGCCAUUAAAAGUACCAAUGCCAAAACUCUUUUUUUUCUCUUUUUUUUUUUGUAAAACCAGGACAUUCAGAGAGAAUAAUCUCAUUGUCUGUUUGGGGGCCUUCAGAAAAAUGCUCAGCUAUUAUUUUUUUUUUAACUGAAACUCAAGAUUGUGUCCAUAUGUGUGGUGCACUCUGGCAGCCAGAGCAAGCAGUGUGAUCACAGCAGCUGAGGUUGGAGUGGGGAGGUGUGGGGGGGGUUGGGUUGGUGUGUGUGUGUGUGUGUGUGUGUGUGUGUGUGUGUGUGUGUGUGUGUGUGUGUGUGUGAGUGUGUGUGUUCGGGGGGUUCGAAUCUCCUAUUGUGUCCAAGUGGAGGCAGAGAGACAAACAAGACUCUUUCGGGACACAUUUACGUAAAAAGAAAGCCAUUGCCAAAGCCGAAGCGGCAAAGGAACUGUUUGGAAUGUUUUGUGGUAGUGGUGACAAAAAAAAAGACUUUCGGUUUGUUUUCCGAGUUGCCCUUAUUUGUAUUUUUGGGUCUCUGAAGAGGUUGGAAGCUGUGAAAAGAGGCACUUGAUAUUUGAAACCAGCCAGACAACCCCACCCUCCUCUCUCUCUCUUUCUCUCUCUCUCUCUCUCUUUCUCUCUGUUCUACUCUACUCAGCUAGCACCAAAAGUCCAGCACAACUAGAUAGUACUUUAGUCGCCAUGUCAAGCACAAAGGCCACCAUGUUAAUAGUGCUUAUUGGGAGUGUUAAUGCCUUGUUGUCUGUUCGAGGUAAAUAUCUGAACAAAUAUAUAUUGCCAACCAGUAAACCUCAGUGAGAAUGUCAGGUGACCUAUAGAGAGAGGGCAUCUUGUGUAGAAUAGAUAUUAUCUAUUGUAACCAUUUUCUUAUCCAUAUAGAAUCAAUUGGAGUCGGAUGUCAAAACAGUCUCACAUUCAAACAUGGCACUACAGUUUGCAAAGGCAACAUUUGGAUACAAAAGCCAUUGGGACCUUGAGAAUCAGGACCUUUUGUUGUAUUAACUCACAAAAUAUUUCUAUAAGAGUAUGUUUUUUUUCUGUAUUUUAGGUUUUGAAAAAUGGAUCAAUGAAUGAUAUAAAAACUGUCAUUCGGUUA